Molecule: messenger RNA, 2609 nt
Organism: Hemibagrus wyckioides
Lineage: Eukaryota; Metazoa; Chordata; Actinopteri; Siluriformes; Bagridae
Gene: panx3
Product: pannexin 3
Exons: 6
Coding region: 329-1660 (443 amino acids)
Biological process (GO): monoatomic cation transport; positive regulation of interleukin-1 production
Molecular function (GO): channel activity
Source: RefSeq, a predicted model, not a curated record
UUUGAAGUGGAUGGGAGCCACCGGCUUGAUGAGCACGUUAGGGAUCUGCUGGCCUGCUGCCUCCACCCUUCCUUCUCUCAUUCUUUCUCUCUCUUCUUAAUUGCUCUCCUGUUCUGUCUCUCACUGUUACUCCAUCAAGCUCCAGAGAGUUCUAUAACCCCUUUAAUUACCCCUUAACCUCGUCCCAUUCAGCCUCCCAUUUUGUUCAAGCCCUCCUCCACUAUUUAAAGUCUUCGCCAGCAUCUUUGCCUUCCCCAGUCUCUGGACCAGGUCACCACUGCAUGGCAUACUUAACAUUCGCUUCAGCAGGAGAACCGAAGUUGUGGAUAUGUCAAUUGCUAAGACAGCUGCGCAGGCUGUGCUGUCUGAUGCACUGCUUCAGAACAACAAUGUAGACAACCGCAUUCGUCACCUGGAGCUGGAGCUGCCCUUAGACAAAGUCAUCAAAUUUGUGUCUGUGGGACUUCCUCUAAUGCUGGUGUCUUUGGCAUUUGCUCGAGAGAUCUCAGUUGGUUCACAGGUUAGCUGUUUUCCUCCCAGCAACUUCACAGUGAAGCAGGCUGCGUACGUAGACACGUAUUGCUGGGAUUCACUGAUGCACCAUGAGUUUGAUGAGAAUGGAAACUCUGAGGAACGUUCACUGUGGGUUCAUAAGAUGUUCCCCUACUCCCUGCUUAUCAUGGCAAUGAUGAUGUACCUUCCAGCGCUGAUCUGGAAGUUCCUGGCUAUGCCAACUCUGGGCGCUGAUCUGCUCUUUAUAAUUGAUGAGCUGGACAAGUCUUACAACCGCUCAGUGCGCUUGGCUCAGAGCAUCGUGGAGCUUAAACAGAAUACAGACCCAUAUGAAUUUCAGGCAGAGUUGCAGAGAGCCAAGAGGAAACGUUACUUUGAGUACCCCCUGCUGGAGAGAUACAUGCAGUUCAAGCAUGGCUCCUACUUCCUGGUCAGCAUGCUGUUCCUGCGUGGCUUCCUCUUGCUUACUUUCAUGUCAGCUUCUUGCCUCUACCUGGUAUACUUCCACCUCUCAGCCUUUCUGCAGGAUGAGUUCAGCUGCUUUAUGCGUACCGGGAUCCUCCAAGACCAGGGCUGGGUUCCCACGCUGGUGCAGUGCAAGAUCAGUGGCCUGAUGGUGUUCCAGGUCAUUAGCAUAGCUAACGGUGCCAUCUAUGUGCUGCUUGGUCCCAUUGUCCUGUUUAGCCUGCUGCGCCUCUUCUGCUGGGACACCAGCUUCCUCUCACUCUAUGAGGUGCUUCCUGCUCUGGGGCUGAUCAGUGGUCAGAAGCUAGGCUGCCCGUUGAACGACUUGAACGUGCUUCUUCUCUUCCUACGCGCUAAUGUGGCACAGCUUCAUUCAUAUGGUCGACUCAAGGCCUUGUGCUCGCUAGCACCGCCUCAUUUGCACAGGGGUAAGGGCAUGCUGACAGAGGAGCAGCUCGAGGAAGCUGCUGAAGCAGCUGAGGAGCUUGAGGAGGAGAUACAGGAGGCGAGAGAGGAAGGCAAACACAAUCUAGUGGACAUCAUGACCAUGCUCGGGGCAGCCAGAGGGAAUGUGGUGAAUUGCCCUGAGCAGCGCCCUCUGGUGGAGGAGAACAUGACACUCGAACCUAACCACCAGGGCUACCAUGAACUGGAGGAGUCCACAUCAUGUUGUUUUGGCUAAACCUUCCACUAAUGGACUGAUCCAUCGCUGUGAAGGACACAUUUUGAUGAUAGACUAAUCACAUACCCUCUAGAAAUAGGUCUAAAGCAGAUUGAUUAAUGAAGCUCUUUUAUUGGCAGUUCCUUUAUCGGAUCAGGAUCGAGUACAUUGCUGGUCUGUCAGGCAGAUGCUUGUACACCAAAGUGCUUCAGGAAUAUCCAGGAAGCCUUCGAAAAGCCUCCAUUAGAAUUCACUAUGUGACGUUUGUAUUGAUUUUUUUUUAUAUAUAUAUACUUUCAUUGUUUCUGCAUCUGUCAUUUUCUUUGUUUGUGACAUAUUGUAGCAUUUUGUUUGUGACUACAGCUGUAAAUGCACACCUAUCAGACAUAACAUUCUGAGCAGCGACAGGUGAAGUGAAUAACACUGAUUGGGAUAUAUUAGGCAGCAAGUGAACAUUUUGUCCUCAAAGUUGAUGUUGAAAAUGGACAAGUGUAAGGAUUUGAGUGAGUUUGAUGAAGGGCCAAGACCACUGGAUCAGAGCAUCUCCAAAACUGCAGCUCUUGUGGGGUGUUCCUGGUCUGCAGUGGUCAGUAUCUAUCAAAAGUGGUCCAAGGAAGAAACAGUGGUGAACCGGCAACAGGGUCAUGGGUGGUCAAGGCUCAUUGAUGCAUGUGGGGAGCGAAGGCUGGUCCGUGUGAUCCGAUCCAACAGAUGAGCUACUGUUGCUCAGAUUGCUGAAGAAGGUAAUGCUGGUUCUGAUAGAAAGGUGUCAGAAUACACAGUGUAUGACAGUUGUAGUCAUAAUGUUAUGCCUGUUCUGUGUACAUUUACUGUACAAGUUUACUGUAUAUUAUUUGUAACUGAUUUAUAAAUUUAUAUAUAUAUAUAUAUAUAUUCUACUUGAUUUUACAUCCAAACAGUGUAUAUAUUUCUUUCUUUCUCUCUUAUAUUUUUAUUUUCAUUAGCAACU